This is a messenger RNA of Seriola aureovittata, 2826 nucleotides long. It is a transcript of the gene lrtm1, whose product is annotated as leucine-rich repeat and transmembrane domain-containing protein 1. The record is from RefSeq and is a predicted model, not a curated record. Lineage: Eukaryota; Metazoa; Chordata; Actinopteri; Carangiformes; Carangidae. The transcript is spliced from 4 exons. Gene Ontology annotation, molecular function: protein binding. The coding region runs from base 565 to 1719 and encodes 384 amino acids.
CACUCACCAAUACAACUGGGGACAGGGAGAGAGAGCGAGCAAAGCAGAGAGAGGGAGAGAGUGAAAGUGUUGAUUUGGAUUCAAAGGAGGAGCAGAAAUAAAAACAAAAUCAAGAGAGAAGGGAAAGUAGAAACACGGGCAAAUAAAAACAAAGCAUGAAGAAAAAUACAAGAGACAGAAUGAGAGGUUGAGAGACAGUGAGAGAGCAACAGAGAGCGAUACAGAGUGAGAGAGAGAGAGGGAGAGAGAGAGAGAGAGAGAGAGAGGGAGAGAGAGGCAGAUCUCCCUAACUCCAGUGAUUCCCAGACUGGCUGGCUGGCAGUAAGCUCUGUGCUCUGAUCUGCCCGCUCUGAUGGGGUUUCAUGCCUGUGCAGGUAGUGUUGGGGGAUCCUGAGGGCAACACGGGGUUCUGGUGCUGCUCUAUCUGCUAAUUACCACCCACUGACCAUAUCAGCCCACACAGAUGAGAGUCAGGACAAGCUAAUCUCAACCUUACUGACGGCUGAUGGAUCAUCAACCAAUGACAAUCACUAGAAACCAAAAGGGGAGCUAAAAGAUCAACAAAUGCGAGCGGCCCGAGGACGACUGGCAGAUAUGAGAGUGGUACUCGUGUGUGCCCUCCUACCCCUCCUCUCUUUGUCACAUGCCUGUCCAAAGGAGUGUAGCUGCAACAGCAACACCAAAGUAGUAGACUGCCGGGGUCAAGGCCUAUAUGACAUCCCCCGACGACUGCAUCCAGACACCCAAGAACUGUAUCUCCAAGACAACCGCAUAAGGGGGCUGGGAUCGAUGGCCUUCAGAGAAAUACCCCUUGUCCGCAUUCUCGAUCUAUCUAAUAACUCUAUAACAUCUGUUUCACCAACUGCCCUGCUGGGUCUCAGGACUCUGCAGCGCCUCAGCCUAGCCUACAACAGCCUGAGAGAGCUUGACAAGCGGUUGCUUGGGCCUAUCCGCUCACUUUCACAUCUUGACCUCUCACACAACAGCCUGUGGGGUUUACCAGGAGCCAUGGGGGACAGUUUGAGGAACCUUAGCCACCUGGGGCUAGCACACAACAGGCUAACACGGAUGGACCGCUCCCUGUUAGAGGCCCUGACUCGCCUGGACAGCGUUACACUACGAGGCAACCCCUGGAGGUGUGACUGCCAGCUCAUAGGGCUCAAACUCUGGCUGGAGACCUACCUCUUUAAAGGUGGAGCUGUGGACGAGGUGCUUUGCUACCAGCCAGAAGAAAUGAGGGACAGAGACCUGCAGAAAGUCCCUUACCAGCUCUUUCAUGCCUGCAUGACCACAAGCUACCACUACCUGUUUGCCAACAUACACCACCUGGAGUCCGAGAGGCUACUGCGAGGCCACACCCACGGCAACCAUGCUCAUCCCUCUAGCCAUGCUCUCCACGUCCCCAUGGCAAUGGGGGAGGGCUUUGGUGGCGGGGGAGGAGGAGGAGGAGGAGGAGGGAGCAUGCCUGAGUGUGAAACUAAGCAGAGGCAGCGGCCUGUCAACUUGCGCCACGCUAUUGCCACAGUGAUCAUCACAGGCGUAGUGUGUGGAAUCGUGUGUCUGAUGAUGCUGGCAGCAGCAGUGUACGGCUGUGCCUACGCCGCUAUCAUGGCCAAAUAUCAGCGGGAGCUAAAGAAGAACGAGGAGUUGGCAGCAGUGCAGGGGGCAGAUCAUGCCACAGCAGAUGAGAAGGAACCACUGGAGAAUGCAAUUGCCUAGGAGAUGAUAACGUGAACCCUGGACUUAUAACCUGGGCCUCAUCCCUUUAACCUAAUCGUCUCUGGAUGCCAUGUGUGUGCUUGUGCAUGUAUGUUUGUGAGAAAAAAAAGAUGAGAGAGUGAGAGAGAGAGAGUGAGAUUCUUUAUGUCUGCGUACUGUAUGUUCACCUCAUUUCUGAGACUUGGGUAGCUAAAUUCCACAGGUAUUUGACUAUGCACUGAUGACAGUAUCUUCUACUGUGUGCGGGUUUGAGGGGUAGGCCAAAGAAUUAAAACGUAUCAAUUCCAUUUUGUCUGAGAAAUGCAUAUCACAGCUAGAGACAAAUUGCUAUAUAUUUAUAUAAAUGUGUAUUUGUAGGUAUAGUAGUAGAGCUCUGGUAUUUAAAAAUGGAUUUCACAAUUUGGUUGUCUUUUGGUUGUUGUUCAUGAUUUUGAGUCUGAUUCUGAGGUAAUUUUGAAAACUCAUAGUAGGCAGCUGCUGUCAGUUAAGUUUUGUUCUAAGUUGCUUGUAUCAUUAACACGAGUGUCUGAGAAAAAAGGAUGAAAGUGUUUGUGUCAGUGUUUCAUUUUGUGCUGGAGUGUGUAUGUGUGUGGAGAUGUAUACUGUAUGCACAUAUCUAUAGAGAGUUUAAGAGUCUGUGCCUAAUAAUGUGAUAUAGUUUUGCGGAGGAAACGUGUUUUUUUUCGUAAAAGGAUAUUUUUCUGACAGCUGGGGUGAGGAUGGGAAAUUCGUUGAAGCAAUAAUGAAACAAACUAAAAUGAAAACAACAACAAAACCUGGACUCAGCCUUGUUGUUUUUCAUUGACUUUACGGGUUCAUAAGUCUGAAUUCUCAUCCUGCUGCACACAGUCACAGUCACACCCACACACACACACACACACAAACUUUUAGAACUACAGUUUUUUGAAAUUGAGUCCUGUUUGUGAAUUAAUGCUGAUUACAUAAUGGUAGUCAUGUCCUUCAGUAUGUAUUAUAUAAAAUAAAGGGAAUCAUUUGAACUGAUUACUGUAUGUAUACAUGUGUUUCAGUGAGAAUACUGUGGAUUAUACAGUACUUGGUAUUACUUUAAUCAUUUGCUAUCUGGAAGAGAUAAAUUUGAAUAUACAA